AUGGAUCUCAUCAAACAGCUCAUAGAUGCUCGAAAGGACGUAGCUACCUCGCGGCUCACCACUGUCGCAUCGCUCUGUCUAUUCAUCUACGACUGGAUUCUCGUCUUGGACGACGAACGACGGUUAUUCCGCACAUCCAGAUUCUCGCUGGGCAAAUCCCUCUAUUAUUUCAUCCGUCUCCUCAGCUUGUCUAGUCUGACGCUGAUGAUGUAUCAAAUAUCGGAUCUCCGCAAGCCGCUGUCACCUAAAUCCCCGCAAUUCUCACACGUCGUGCCUAGUUGCCGUGCUUACACCUGGACCUGGCCCACGCUCUUUACCAUUCUCGUCUUUUCAUGCUACUGGAUGCUCACGCUCAGAUUAAUCGCGCUCUACCGUUCGCAGCUGUGGGUCGUCUGGGGCUUCUACACGCUCCUCAUUACGGCGUUUGGUAUCACGCUAUGGCUUCAAAUUAGAACGCAGCUCCCAUUCAGCGACUUGAUCACAUACAUCCCCGAAGUCGGACUAUGUGGCACGUUUGCGACCGGACCAGACUCGACUCCAGCGUUCUACCCUCCGUUUGUGCUCGAGACGCUGCUGACGCUCAUCACGGCAUACCGUGCUUGGUGUGAUUACCGUCAGCAAUCGGAUAGACGGUGGCUGCCGCUCCUUGUCGUCUUGUACAGAGACGGUGCGAUAUUCUAUCUCAUUAUCGUCUCUGUAAGAGCAUGGAAUAUCUACAUUUUCCUCACGCAACCCAAAAUUAAAAUGUUCCUCGCCAUAAGCAUCAUGUGGGCCGCAUUUACAACGCUCACGACGCGGAUGUACCUCAACCUAUGCGAAGCGGCGGGCCGGAAUCGCUCAGAGCUGCCGACGGAGAUGACGGGGAUGAGCCGAACAUGGCAAGUUGCGAGCAAGCCAAGGCGGAAAUUGCACGACCCUACGCUCACGGAUAUUCUCAAUGCCGACGAAGUACGCACCGUCCCCGAGGAUGGCUGGCACCUCGCGUCUGCACCGACAAUUAAGUUAUGA
Serendipita indica DSM 11827 is the source of this 1008-nucleotide messenger RNA. Lineage: Eukaryota; Fungi; Basidiomycota; Agaricomycetes; Sebacinales; Serendipitaceae. The record is from the annotation of a GenBank genome assembly.